This is a messenger RNA of Drosophila serrata, 798 nucleotides long. Its product is annotated as WD repeat-containing protein on Y chromosome. The record is from RefSeq and is a predicted model, not a curated record. Lineage: Eukaryota; Metazoa; Arthropoda; Insecta; Diptera; Drosophilidae.
UUAAGCAACCACAUGAAACGGUCUCUAACGACGUUCCUCAUUAUCCUAUACGUUUAUCAGCAUGUUAAGCCCCAACCACAAAACAAAUUCCUGCCUUCUGGUUGGCCUUGCGUGUCUCUGCCAAGUUCCCAAAUUGAACAAACCAAAGAAUCAACUUUUCUGCUACGAAUAAUAAAUAAAUAACUCAUAACCGGGCAGGGGUGAAGGGUGAAAGAGAAUGGUAUGCCAAAAAAAUGAGCUACUUGUUGCCACGAAGGAGGGAAAGUUGUUUUCCCAUUAGUCCGAGUCAGUACCACUAACCUAGUACAACUUCGGUCGUGGUAUCCUUCGAAUCGUAGACAUAUAAAAACUUAGAUCUCUUUUCUAUGGACGUUAUGAAAGAAUAACUUUUGUUAACAAAAUAUUAAAUUCUGAGUGUACCGAAACUCUAAGAUGGAUAAAUGGGAGAAGGAUCGGUCCAAUGACCUGAGCCAGGUUCUGUCCAAAUCCCUUAAGGAGCCCAUUCUGGGGAAGCACUUUUCUCUGCCUGGACGGGCCUGUCAAAAGCAGACCAUCGAACUAGACACCAGUCAGAGCUACAUUGCCGUGUACACUCACCUUAAGGUCCACGCCGCAGAAAUGCCGGAUAGAUUGCCUACGCCGGAGCCCCUUGGUCGAUCCACCGCAGAGGGAAAGCCCAAGUCUCGAGCUCCGAAAAAUACUUACCACGUUCAUAGAUUUUGAUUUUUGUAAGCCAAUUACGGUGUAAUUAAAAUUUGUUAAUUAAAUGGUUAGCUACGAUAUGUAAAUUGCCACAAA